Messenger RNA from Bradysia coprophila, 2100 nucleotides. RefSeq names its product beta-taxilin. Gene Ontology annotation, molecular function: syntaxin binding. The record is from RefSeq and is a predicted model, not a curated record. Lineage: Eukaryota; Metazoa; Arthropoda; Insecta; Diptera; Sciaridae.
AUAUGGAAUUUCAGAAAAACAAAUACAUAACCUCAGAAUCACAGCAUUCAAGACAGUUUUCAGUCGCAAUUUUGGAAGUAAAAUCUGAAUGAAAAUUGACUGAAUAAAAUUAUCCGCAACAAAUCUAGCGGCUUUCAAUCUACCUACAUCACACACGUACAGUUGCAUUAAAAAUUUGAUUCUGGAUCAUGGAAGCGAAGGGAGCAUCGGGAAAUGAAAAGAAAAACGGCGAAUCGAAGAAAAGUAUUCGCGAAGAAAAACAACGUGAUGCGAAAAUCGACGAUCAAAUUGAGAAGUUGCUAAAGUCAUUGGGUAAUUCAACACCAGACCAAAAGAUUUCGUCUUUGGCAAAGAAUUUGGUUGAAUUAGAGAAUGCUCAUCACCGUCAGGUGACAACAUUGAAACAAAAUGAAAAAUCGUUUGAUGCGCUGCAACGAGAAAAAGACCGUCUGCAGAUCGAGUACAACAAAUCCGUGCUUAUCAAGCACAAACUCGAACAAGUGUGUCGUGAGCAACAGAAACUCAUGAAGUCCAUAAAAAGUGAGAGCCUGUCCAAGAUCCGUGACGAGGAGGAAAAGCGAAAGGAAACUCAGCAACACUUUCAACAGUCAAUCAAUGAAAUAUUCACAACUCUUGGCAAGAACAACGACGAAAACGCCAAAUUGAAAGAGGCUAAUUUGGAAAUAACUAAGAAAUUUAAAUACCUUGCCGAACAGUACGAGAUGCGCGAAAAACAGUUGAUGAAGACUAACGAGCAGGUUAAUUUAAGUACUCAACUGAAUGAAGCCAAAUUGGCGAAAAUCAAAAUGGAAUCGACUCUUGAGCGAGAGAUUUUGUUAAAGGAAAAGGAAACAAUCUUGGAAGAUCUCUUAGAAGCGAAGAAGCUGAUCAUUGAUUCGCAAGGCCGUGAAAGGAUACUCAAAGAGCAAUUGAAUAUGUACACGGAAAAGUACGCUGACUUCCAGAGCUCUUUGAAAAAGAGUAACGAUGUGUUCGAGACAUACAAAAUUGAAAUGACCAAGAUGACCAAGAAGAUCAAAUCUCUUGAGAAAGAAAAUUUCGAAUGGCGUUCAAAGUAUGAGAAAAGCACCAAAGCUAUGCUAGAAAUGGCUAGUGAUAAAACUGCGCAAGACCAGUAUGUAGGAAAAGCAGCUCGUCAGUUAGCCCAACUACAGAAAUUAUGCCGUACUUUACAGGCUGAGCGUACGUCACUGUUGGAUGUUCUCAAAGCCAACAAUAUUGAGCGUCCACCAAUGGCGGAACUGCCACCAGAACCAGUCAUUGAACCGCCACCAAAAAGCGCCGACAAAUUGGAUAUCAUGUCUCGCAAUUGUUCCGAAUUGAAGGCAACCUUGGCAGUGCUGCAGGGACAGAUGAAUGCGUUAAGUGCGGAAAAGAAGACUCAAGAAACGCCGGUCGUUGAACCAACUCAACCGAAGAAAUCGAAGAAUAAGAAAAACAAAGCCAAUAAAUCGUGUCCGAUCACUGACCGCUCUGCUACGUCUACCACCAACGGCAAAACUAAUUCAACUGUCACGGUCAAUGAGGGUGACGACGUUCCGACCAACAACGAAAAUGCUUCUGUGGAGCCGGUUAACGGUGCUGAACAAAAAACCGAAGUGGUGGUUGAAUCGGCUGUGUCGAGUGAAAAUGUCAAUAUCGAUCGGCAGGCAACUGAGGAAAUUGUUAAAGAUUUAAUUGACGACUUGGUGAAAGAUGUGCAGGCAAAGUGCUCUCUUGAAUCUCAAAAUGGUAAGGACGCACCAGUGAAAGUAGUAAAUGGGGACAAUGGUGUUACUUCAUCGACUACUCCCAUCCUUGCUGAAUCUGAGGGCUCUACUUCUCCAUUAGUAGUAACAGAACUAAACAAUGACGAGCCAGUCAACAUUUCUGCGGACUAGUUUGUUUUAUCUGACAAUUUUCAUUGACACUAUCCCGUCGGAAAGACUUUUUUUAACGCGUGGAUUAUGUUGUGACUUGCAUUUGCAAUUAGGUUUUUCUUUAAAUAAGUACGACGACUGGUUAUACAUAAGUAGUCAAUCCAAUAUUAACAAAUUUGUGAACUUUUCGAAAACAAUAAAUUAACAGUCAAUAGAUGAA